Messenger RNA from Caenorhabditis angaria, 654 nucleotides. The record is from the annotation of a GenBank genome assembly. NCBI's taxonomy places the organism in Eukaryota, Metazoa, Nematoda, Chromadorea, Rhabditida, Rhabditidae.
AUGAAAACCAGAUGCUAUAUUAUUUUUCUAUUUUUAUUUUUGGCUCCAUUGAUUGAAUCUAGAACUGGUCUCGAUUUUAUUCAAGCCGUUGAUAUUGAUACAUUUACAUGUCUUCAUCAAAUCGGAAUAAGUUUUGUAAUUCCUCGAGUUUAUACAAAUUUGGGAUAUGUUGAUCAAGUUGGUAUAAAUAAUAUAAUAAAUGCUCAUGCUGGUGGAAUUCGUUAUAUUGAUGCAUAUUUAUUCCCAUGUGUUAUUUCUGGUUGUCCAAGUACAGAAACACAAGUUGGUUCUGUUAUUGAUAAAAUAUCACAAGCUGGAACAACAUUCGGAACUCUUUGGCUUGAUACUGAAAGAUUGAAUUGGCCAAAUGAUAAAGUUAGAAAUCAACAACUUAUUGAACAACUUGUUGCGGCAGCAAAGAAAAGGAAUAGAAGUGUUGGAAUAUUUACAAAUUAUUAUAAUUGGGAAUCAAUUGUUGGAUUAGAUUAUGAAGGACAAUGGAAUCUUGCACUUUGGUGGAAUCAAUAUGAUUCAACUCGUGAUUUUUCAAAUUAUAAACCAUUUGGAGGUUGGAUUCAACCAAGUAUUCAUCAAUUUAAUUUUACUAGAAAUGGACCUUGUGGGUUAACAACUGAUAUUAAUUAUAGUCCAUAG